Messenger RNA from Phanerochaete carnosa HHB-10118-sp, 13119 nucleotides. RefSeq lists its product as uncharacterized. The coding region runs from base 94 to 11889 and encodes 3931 amino acids. Gene Ontology annotation, biological process: long-chain fatty acid biosynthetic process. The record is from RefSeq and is a predicted model, not a curated record. Gene Ontology annotation, cellular component: fatty acid synthase complex. Gene Ontology annotation, molecular function: enoyl-[acyl-carrier-protein] reductase (NADH) activity; 3-oxoacyl-[acyl-carrier-protein] synthase activity; magnesium ion binding. Lineage: Eukaryota; Fungi; Basidiomycota; Agaricomycetes; Polyporales; Phanerochaetaceae. The transcript has 17 exons.
AGAACGAGGUUGGGGCUUCACUUUAUAAAACUCACCGUCUGCGUCUCUGGAUUGCCCCAGCCGUCGUCAUCCACACUCUCAGCGACGACGACCAUGGCCUCCCCAUCGACCAGCCAGGGCAUCACGACCCGCCCCAUCUUGAUUCAUUCAGGCCCAGUCACCAUUUCCAUCCCUGUUCCUUCACAAGGCGACGAAUGGAUCGUUGCAGAGGUUCUCCGUGACCAAUUUGCUGCAAAACGUAGCGCACAAGACACCAUAGACACGACCGCGGAGAUCGACGACGUAGCCGAGGCGAGCGUAGAGCUGUUCGCCCUCUUCCUUAGAUUCAUCGCCGAAAAGCUCGAUGACGAGCCCCAAUCUUCCGCUGCGCGCACCGCGCUCCUCCUCGGCGCGCUGAAGCACUUCACAUCCACCUACCUUUCCGAACAAGACAUCCACAAUGUUUCAGCCUCUUUCGACUCAGAUGUUCGCAAGACGGUCCUCUCCGCUUACUAUUACGCACUUGCUACUCUGGAAGACAAGCAAAUCUCCGCUCCUCGGGCGCCUGCCUCAGCUCUUCUGCAGGCCGCCGAGAAGGGCGAAGCGGGCAUCUACGCCCUGUUUGGAGGCCAGGGUACGAACGAGGUCUACAUGGACGAGCUUCAAGGACUCUACGAUAUCUACACGCCUUACGUUGCUCCCUUCGUGGCUGCUAUGGUUAGCAGCAUUCUGGUACCGCUUGCCACCAGGUGGGAAUCCACCAACUACUAUGAAUAUGGCUUGGACGUCCUCUCGUGGCUCUCUGGCGAGAGCCCGCGCCCCUCAAUACCCUACCUCGCAUCGAUUCCGAUCUCGUAUCCACUCAUCGCGCUGACCCAGCUCGUACAGUAUCUCAUUGUUUGCCGAGUCGCGAACCUCACUCCUGGAGAGCUCCGCUCACUCCUCGCUGGAACGACCGGACACUCGCAAGGCCUCGGGUCUGCUAUUGCCAUCUCAGCUUCGGUGUCUUUCGAAUCCUUCUUUGAGAACUCCAAGAAGAUGCUCAAGUGGUCCUUCUUCUCGAGCCUCCGUGGGCAAGAGUUUUUCCCCAUCCUUGCUCUAGAGCCGAGCAUUGUCAAAGACGCCAUCGAAGGUGGUGAAGGCCCCCCGACCCCUAUGUUGACUGUCGGGGGUCUUCGGCUCAAGGACCUUGAGGCGCACGUGAAGAAGACAAACGCGCACCUAUCCGAGAACUCGAAGCUUCAGAUCUCCCUUCACAAUGCGUCGAAGGUCUUUGUGGUCACCGGUCCACCACGCGCUCUGUACGGUCUCGUCACCAGCCUGCGCAAGAUCAAGGCCCCCAGUGGUCUCGACCAGAGCAAGACCCCGUUCUCCCAGCGCAAGCCCGUGUUUGGCAUGCGUUUCUUAGUUGUAAAUGUUCCAUAUCACAGCCACUAUCUCGAAGGUGCCACGAAGAAGCUCAUUGAGGAGGAUUUGGGUGGUGAGGAGCUGUGGACUCCGCAGGAUCUGGGCAUUCCUGUGUACAACACGGAAGACGGCACCGAUCUCAGGAACGCGACCGGCUCGUUGACUGCUACUCUCUGCGAUCUAAUCUUCACGAGGCCGCUUCACUGGAUGAAAGCGACUGCCUUCCCAGAAACCGCAACUCACGCGAUUGACUUCGGCCCCGGGGGUCUCAACGGCUGCGGUGGGAUGACUGCUCGUAAUCUCGAUGGUCGAGGCAUUCGCGUUUCGAUUCUGGGCGACAAGGGCAAAGGCAUCGCGGAGUUGUUCGACGGCAAGCAGAUUCGUCGCGAGGAUUGGUGGAGCAAGAAAUAUAUGCCCAGUUUGGUUAAGACUAGCGACGGUACACUCCACAUCGACACACCAUUCUCUCGUCUCCUCGGUAAGCCACCAAUCAUGGUCGCGGGUAUGACACCGUCUACCGUCAGGGCCGGCUUCGUCUCCGCUAUCCUCAACGCUGGAUACCACGUCGAGCUGGCGGGUGGUGGUCACUACAAUGCCGCCGCCCUCCGCGCGAAAGUUGCCGAGAUCCAGGCCCAGAUCCCCUCUGGCGUCGGUCUCACCCUGAACUCUCUCUACAUCAACCCGCGCCAGUUCGGCUUCCAGCUCCCUCUUUGGCAGGAGAUGCGCCGCGAGGGUCUCCCAAUCGAGGGCUUCUGUGUUGCCGCCGGUAUUCCCAGUACCGACAAGGCCGCCGAGAUCAUCGAGGGUUUGAAGAACGCCGGCAUCAAGCACGUUUCUUUCAAGCCCGGUUCCGUUGAGGGUAUCCGCCAGGUCGUGAACAUUGCCGCUGCCAACCCCGACUUCCCCAUCAUCCUUCAAUGGACCGGCGGACGUGCCGGUGGUCACCACUCGUGCGAGGACUUCCAUCAGCCGAUCAUCUCUACCUACAACUCCAUCCGUCAGCAACGCAACAUCUGCCUCAUUGCCGGCUCCGGGUUCGGUGGUGCCGACGACGUUUGGCCCUACCUCACAGGUGACUGGUCGGUCGAACGCUUCGAUCUUCAGCCGAUGCCAUUCGACGGCUUCCUGUUCGCGUCUCGAGUCAUGGUAGCUAAGGAAGCGCACACCAGCUCGUCGGUGAAGGACCUCAUCGUCGCCGCGAAGGGCGUCGACGACGCCGAGUGGGAGGGCACUUACGCCAAGGAGACAGGGGGUGUCCUCACCGUCCGCUCGGAGCUGGGCGAGCCCAUUCACAAGAUCGCCAACCGCGCGGUCAAGCUAUGGAAGGAGUUCGACGAUACCGUCUUCAAGUUGCCGAAGGAUAAGCGAGCCGCCUGGCUCGUGGAGCACCGCGCAGAGGUUAUCGACAAGCUCAACAAGAACUUCAACAAGCCUUGGUUCGGGUGGAAGAAGGAUGACUCCGUCGUCGAAGACCUCGCCGACAUGACCUACGAGGAAGUCGUCCUCAGGAUGGUCCGCCUCAUGUACGUCGCGCAUCAGGAGCGCUGGGUCGACAAUUCGCUUCGCAACCUCACUGGUGACUGGCUCCGGCGCGUCGAGGAGCGCUUCGCGGGCGUCGACAACGGCUCCAAAGCAUCAAUCAUCCAGUCAUUCUCAAUCCUCGACAAGCCCCACGCGUUCAUCGAGGAAUUCUUCAGGACAUACCCUCUUGCGACCGAGCAGCUCCUCGCUACCGAAGAUAAGGCGUACUUCCUGGCAAUCUCGCAGCGUCCGGGUCAAAAGCCGGUGCCCUUCAUCCCUAUUCUCGACGCCAGCUUCGAAGUCUGGUUCAAGAAGGAUUCGCUAUGGGCUGCGGAGGACAUCGACGGUGUCUUCGACCAAGACCCUCAGCGUGUCUGCAUUCUGCAAGGCCCCGUCGCCGUCAAGCACUCGAUCGUCAAGGAUGAGCCUAUCAGGGACCUGCUCGGCAACAUCACGAGCCUCCUCGCGCAGAAGCUACUCGAACGUCUCUACGGUGGCGAUGAGAGUAAGGUGCCCGUCGUCGACUUCCUUGGUAAUAGGCCUGUUGCUCUGCCGGAGGAUAUCGCUUCCGCCCUCGGCGUCCAGCGCUCCAUCGCGGAGAAAGAGAUCGUCUAUCAGGUCAGCGAGUCGCUACCCGAGUCCUCUCUGUGGCUCGAGACCCUUGCUGGGCCUCGUCGUGACUGGCUGAGAGCUCUCCUCGUCGCUCCCAUCAUCGUCCAAGGCACUCAGUAUAUCGACAAUCCCCUCCGGCGCUUGUUCGCACCGCGCAAGCACCAGCGCGUCGUCAUCGACAUCGAGAACGGCCUCCCUACCGGAAUCUCGCUCUACGGCGCCGCCCGCUCUCACGGUGAGCACAAGCGCGACUUCAAGGCCGUUGAGGUCAAGUAUGAAUCGGCAUCACGUCACAUCCACGUUACUCUCUUCGAAGACCGUCGCGACGUCGCCGUCCCUCUCCACCUCGAGUUCGAGUACAAGCCCUCGAUGGGUUUCGCGCCUAUCCACGAGAUUGCGGAUAACCGCAACAAGCGUAUCAAGGAGUUUUACUGGAGGCUCUGGUUCGGCGACGACGAGGUCUUGCCUGACAUCGAUGUCCGCGCGACGUACACGGGUCCCGAGGUCACCAUCGAAGCGUCUCACAUCGAAACGUUCUGCGGCAUUGUCGGCAAUCAGAGUGAGUCGUUCAAGACUGUUCGCACCAAGGAAGUUCAGGCCCCCAUGGACUUCGCGAUUGUCACUGGUUGGCAGGCUAUCAUGAAGGCGAUUUUCCCUCAGUCGAUUGAUGGCGAUCUCUUGAAGCUUGUCCACCUCAGCAACGGCUUCCGCCUCAUCAACGGCGCUCGUCCUCUCAAGGCCGGUGACGUCUGCAAGGCGGAAGCUCGCAUCGUUUCCGUUACCAACACUGACACUGGCAAGGCGGUCAAGGUCAAGGGCUUCGUCACUCGCGACGACCAGCCCGUCAUCGAAGUCGUGUCUUCCUUCUUGUACCGCGGCCGCUUCGACGACUUCCAGAACACUUUCGAGCUCGUCGAAGAGCCCGACUACAUCGUGGAGGUUCCGGAUGAGGCUGCUGUCGGCGUAUUGAAAUCCAAGGAGUGGUUCGAUUGGAGCGACGAGACGAAGCCCCUGCAGGCCGGUAUCACACUCGUCUUCCGUGUGAAGUCCGAAGUCACCUAUCGCAACAAGACCUGCUUCAAGUCCGUCAACGUCUCCGGCGACAUCUUCGUUCGUGACCAGAUCAAGCGCCUCGUCAAAGUCGGCUCCAUCGACUUCCAGCACGAGGACAGCCGCGGCAACCCCGUCGUAGCGUAUCUGAAGCGUCAUGGCCAACCUCAAGGUCAAGUUUGCCUGCUCCCCGACGGCGGCUAUACGAUGACCACGCCUCCAGGCACAACAGUGUUCACGACGCCUUCGACGAACGAGCCGUACUCCAAGACCUCCGGCGACUUCAACCCGAUCCAUGUGAACCCGUAUUUCUCUGACUACGCGUCGCUUCCUGGCACCAUCACUCACGGCAUGUGGUCGAGUGCCGCUACUCGGCGAUACAUCGAGACCGUUGUCGCUCAAGGCAAACCUGAUCGUGUUGUUGCAUACGACGUCACGUUCGUCGGUAUGGUUCUCCCCGGAGACGAGCUGAAGGCUACUGUCAAGCACACUGGCAUGCGCGACGGCAACAUCGUCGUCAACGUCCAGACCGUCAACCAGCGCGGCGAGAAGGUGCUCGAAGGCACUGCCGAGGUCGCCCAGCCGACUACGACAUACGUCUUCACUGGCCAAGGUUCGCAGGAGCCGGGUAUGGGUAUGGAGCUGUACAACAACUCGCCUGCUGCUCGAUCCGUCUGGGAUGCUGCGGACGCCCACUUGACUGCGGUCUACGGCUUCUCGAUCAUCGAGAUUGUCAAGGACAACCCCAAGGAGAAGACGAUCCACUUUGGUGGUAUCAAGGGCCAGGCUAUUCGCCAACGCUACAUGGAUAUGACUUACGAUACGAUGGACAAGGACGGCAAUGUCAAGACGCUCCCUCUCUUCGGUGACAUCAACGUUCGUACCCAGCGCUACACUUUUAGCCACCCCGCUGGCCUUCUCUUCGCAACACAGUUCGCACAGAUCGCUCUCGUCGUCACCGAGCGUGCUGCCUUCGAGGACAUGCGCGCGAAGGGCUUCGUCCAGAACGAUUCGGCAUUUGCUGGUCACUCCCUCGGAGAGUACUCCGCUCUCGCUUCCAUCGCUGAUGUCCUCCCUAUCUCUGCCCUCGCCGAUGUUGUGUUCUACCGUGGUAUCACCAUGCAACGCGCUGUGGAACGUGACGCCCACAACCGCUCCAACUACGCGAUGUGUGCUGUCAACCCGAGCCGCAUCUCCAAGACGUUCACCGACGCUGCGCUCCGUGAAGUCGUUGAUAACAUUGCCAACCGUACUGGCUGCCUCUUGGAGAUCGUCAACUCUAACGUUGAGGGUCAACAAUAUGUUUGCGCCGGAGAGCUCGUUGCUCUCGAGACGCUGAGCAACGUGCUCAACUACCUCAAGAUCGAGAAGGUUGAUAUCCAGAAGCUCACGGAGAAGCUCACUGUCGACCAGGUCAAGGCUAUGCUUGCCAAGAUCAUUGACUCGUGCUUCAUGAAGGCCCAAGAGAAGCAGAAAGAUGAUGGCUAUAUCAAGCUCGAGCGGGGCCACGCCACUAUCCCACUUCCCGGUAUCGAUGUCCCCUUCCACUCCCGCUAUCUCUGGGCUGGCGUCCUGCCGUUCCGCGCAUACCUCUCGAAGAAGAUCAACCCUGCACACCUCGAUCCUGAUCGUCUUAUUGGCAAAUACGUGCCGAACCUUGUCGCAAAGCCGUUCGAUGUCACCAAAGAUUACGCUCAGCUCAUCUACGAUCAGACACUCUCGCCUCGCCUCGACAAGGUGCUCCGCAAAUGGGACCAGGAGAACUGGGGCUCGUAUGAGCAACGUCAGAAGCUCGCAUAUGUCAUUCUCGUCGAACUACUCGCCUAUCAGUUCGCGUCUCCCGUCCGCUGGAUUGAGACCCAGGAUCUUCUUUUCCAGCACUACAAGUUUGAGCGUUUCAUCGAGAUCGGCCCGUCGCCCACGCUUACAGGCAUGGCAACGCGCACGUUCAAGGCCAAGUACGAGACUCAGGAUGACUCCGUCUGUCACACGCGUCUGGUCCUUUGUCACGCGAAGAAUACCAAGGAAGUCUACUACCAGUUCGAAGAUGAAGCCGAGGCGCCUGCCGAAGGUGAGGCCGAGGCCGAGCCCACUGCUGCGUCCGCUGCCGCCGUCCCUGCCGCCCCUGUUGCGGCUGCUGCUCCAGUUGCGCCUCCCGCCGGCGGCGCUGCGGCCAUCGAGGACGUUCCUCUCAAGUCCACCGAUGUCCUUGUCGCCAUCGUCGCUCAGAAACUCAAGAAGCAGGUUGGCGAGAUUCCUCUCAGCAAAUCGAUCAAGGACCUCGUCGGAGGCAAGUCCACCAUGCAGAACGAAAUUCUUGGCGAUUUGCAGCUUGAGUUCUCCUCUGCUCCAGAGAAGGGCGAGGAGCUCCCUCUCGAAGAACUUGGUUCCGCCUUGAGCGUUGGCUACUCGGGCGCACUCGGCAAACAUAGUUCCGGCCUCGUCUCUCGGUUGGUCGGCGGAAAGAUGCCUGGUGGCUUCAACGUCUCUACUAUCAAGUCCUACCUGAAUAAGACUUGGGGUCUUGGCCCUCAGCGCGCGGAUGCUGUCCUCCUCCUUGGAGCAACGAUGGAGCCGCCCAAGCGUCUCGGCGCAGAAGCUGAGGCCAAAGCAUGGCUCGACUCGGUUGUCGCGGUCUACGCUCAGCGCGCUGGUGUGUCUCUCUCCUCAGGUGCCGCUGGUGGUGCUGGUGGUGGAGGUGGUGGAGGUGCUGUCAUCAACAGCGAGGAGUUCCUCAAGUUCCAGGCGGAGCAGGAGACCUUCGCUCGGCAGCAGAUUGAGCUUUACAUGCGCUACCUCAAGCAGGACUCGCGUGCUGGCGAGAUCAAGUAUGACGCGGAAAAGACCAACGUGACCGCGCUCCAAACCCGUCUCGACGCGAUCUCGAGGGAGCACGGCGACACCUACAUUGACGGCAUCCAGCCGGUCUUCGACGCUCUCAAGGCCCGUCACUUCGACUCCUCCUGGAACUGGGUUCGUCAGGAUGCGCUGCUUAUGUUCUACGACAUUAUCUUUGGUCGCCUUACCACCGUCGAUCGAGAAAUCACCGCCCGCUGCAUCCAGAUCAUGAACCGUGCCGACCCCGAGCUUGUUACCUACAUGCAGUACUAUAUCGACCGGUGCGAUCCGAACCGCGGCGAGACCUAUCAGCUUGCCAAACAGUUCGGUCAGCAGCUGAUCGACAACUGCCGUGAGGUCGUUGGCCAGCCCCCCCUCUACAAAGAUGUUACGUUCCCCACCGCACCGCACACGGAAGUCACCGACAAGGGCGAUAUCGUCUACUCGGAGGUCGUACGCGAGAACGUUCGCAAGCUGGAGGCUUACGUCGAGGAGAUGGCCAGCGGCGACACCGUCACGCCUCCAGCCAACAUCCAGAAGAUUCAAGAUGACGUUCUCAAGCUCUGGAACGUUGUCAAGAAUCAGCCUGAGAUCAGCGACGAGCAGAAGAACCGCGUCAAAGCGCUGUACGAGGGUGUUGUUCGUUCGCUCCACAAGCGCUCGGAGUCUCGUCCCCGUGCUGGUGCUCCCCGUGCCCGCCGCUCCUCCUCGCAGUUCUUGCGCCCCCAAGUGUCUGGCAUUGCCUCUGUCACUGCCGAUAAGAUUCCUCUUCUUCAUCUUAAGCGCAAGGUCGGCACUAGCUGGGAGUACAGCAGCAACCUCACUGGUGUCUACCUCGAUAUCCUCCACGAGAUCGCUACUUCCGGUACCACCUUCAAGGACAAGAACGCACUGUUGACUGGGGUUGGAAAGGGUUCGAUCGGUAUCGAGAUCCUUAAGGGUCUAUUGGCCGGUGGCGCUCACGUCGUCAUCACCACGUCGCGCUAUAGUCGUGCAACUGUCGAAUACUACCAGAGCAUCUUCCAACGCUAUGGCAGCAAAGGCUCUGCGCUUACCGUUGUUCCCUUCAACCAAGGCUCGAAGCAAGACGUUGAGGCGCUCGUCGACUACAUCUAUUCGACUCUCGGCAUGGAUCUCGACUACGUCUUGCCAUUCGCUGCCGUCCCAGAGAACGGCCGCGAGAUCGACGGUCUCGACGACAAGUCUGAGCUCGCGCACCGCAUCAUGUUAGUCAACCUCCUCCGUCUCCUUGGAGCGGUCAAGAUUAAGAAGGCAAGCCGCCACUUCGUCACUCGCCCGACUCAAGUUAUUCUUCCUCUAUCCCCCAACCAUGGUCUAUUCGGCAAUGACGGUCUCUACUCUGAAUCUAAGGUCUCUCUCGAGACUCUGUUCAACCGUUGGAACUCGGAGAGCUGGGGCGAAUACCUCUGUCUCGCGGGUGCAGUCAUUGGAUGGACUCGAGGCACCGGUAUCAUGGACGCCACCAACACUGUCGCACACGAGCUCGAGAGCUACGGUGUCAGGACGUUCUCCGCGAAGGAGAUGGCAUUCAACAUUCUUGGUCUCAUGCACCCACUGUUGUUCAGCAUUACUCAAGUCGAACCCAUCUGGGCUGACUUGAACGGUGGCAUGGACCGCUUGCCUGACCUCGCCGAAAUCACGACCAGGAUCCGGAUGAGCCUCAGGCAGAAGAGCGACUUGCGCCGCGCUGUUACCCGUGAUAAUGCUGCCGAUUUCAAGACUAUCCAAGGCGAUAAGGCUGAGCGUGUUCUUCAGACCGUUAACGUCACCCCUCGCGCCAACUUCAAAUUCGAGUUCCCCACCCUCGAGUCACUCGAGUCGCUCGAAGAUGUUUCUCGUCUCCGCGGCAUGAUUGAUCUUGACAAGGUCAUUGUGGUCACCGGCUUUGCCGAGGUCGGUCCGUGGGGCAGCUCUCGUACUCGCUGGGAGAUGGAGGCACGCGGCGAGUUCACCAUUGAAGGCUGCAUCGAAAUGGCCUGGAUGAUGGGCUUCAUCAAGCACUUCGACGGUCGUCUCAAGGACGGCUCCCUCCAUGUUGGCUGGGUGGAUGCGAAGUCUGGUGAGCCCGUCGACGACAAGGACGUUCGCGCCCGCUACGAGAAGGAUAUCCUCGCCCAUGCCGGCGCGCGCAUGAUCGAACCCGAGCUCUUCCGCGGCUAUGACCCUAAGAAGAAAGUCUUCCAUCAGGAGAUCGAGCUCAUCCACGACCUUGAGCCCUUCGAGGCUGCUGAGGCUGAGGCGCACAAGUACAAGCACGAGCACGGCGACAAGUGCGACAUCUGGGCCGGUGAAGGUGACCAGUGGUUCGUCAAGUUCAAGAAGGGCGCUCGAAUCUUCGUUCCCAAGGCUGUCCGCUUUAAUCGUCUUGUGGCUGGACAAAUCCCUACUGGUUGGGACGCGGGACGCUAUGGUAUCCCCGCCGACAUCGUCGCUCAAACCGAUCGUACUACCCUCUGGGCUCUCGUCUGCGCUGCGGAGGCCCUUAAUAUGUCCGGUAUCAUCGAUCCUUACGAGCUCUAUCAGCACGUCCACCCAUCUGAGGUUGGAACGAGUUUGGGUAGUGGUAUGGGUGGUAUGGAGUCCCUGGCUCGUAUGUUUAAGGACCGUCGCGACGAAAAGGACGUCCAGAACGAUAUCCUCCAGGAGACGUUCAUCAAUACCACUGCGGGCUGGGUCAACUUGCUCUUACUCUCGUCCAGUGGCCCCAUCAAGAUCCCCGUGGGUGCUUGUGCCACCGCUCUACAAUCACUCGAGAUCGCCUGUGACACCCUGUUGUCUGGCAAAGCGAAGGUCAUGCUUGCUGGCGGCUUCGACGAUCUUUCUGAGGAGGGCUCCUACGAGUUCGCUAACAUGAAGGCUACUAGCAAUGCGGAGACGGAACUCGCCAUGGGCCGCGAGCCAACCGAGAUGUCUCGCCCCGCGACUACCACUCGCUCGGGCUUCAUGGAGUCGCAAGGGACUGGUGUUCAUGUCCUUAUGAGCGCCAAAACUGCGCUUGAGCUUGGUGCUCCGGUUCGCGGUAUCGUCGCUUUCACAUCGACUUCGUCUGACAAGGCUGGUCGCUCCGUCCCUGCCCCAGGCCGUGGUGCGCUUUCCAUCGCUCGCGAAGUGCCGUCUAAGCACCCAGUUCCCAUCCUUGACCUCGAGUACCGCCGCCGCCAGCUCGACUUCCGUCGCAAGCAGAUCGCACAGUGGCUCGAGAACGAGCGUGAGCUUCUGCAAGGCGAAGUCGAGUAUCGCAAGAGCCAGGGCCAGGAGCUGGACGAGGAAUACCUCUCGUCUCGCGUCGCUGACAUGGACCGCGAGGCCGCUCGUCAAGAGAAGGAUGCCCUUGCCGUCUAUGGUAUGCUCGAGGGCCAGGACGAACGUACUGCUCCUCUUCGCCGCGCACUCGCCGUCUGGGGCCUCACUGCUGAUGACGUCGGAGUCCUCUCUAUCCAUGGUACCUCGACUGGUGCGAACGAGAAGAACGAGACUGACAUCUGGAACAACGUCUUCACAUCACUCAAUCGUACCCGUGGCAACGCUGUUCCAAUCAUGGCACAAAAGGGUCUCUGCGGACACUCCAAGGGUGGCUCGGCAGCUUGGCAACUGGCUGGUCUCCUCCAGAGUGUCUAUUCGGGCAUUAUCCCCGGCAACCGCAAUGCAGACAACAUCGACUCACUCUUCAAGCAGCACACGUACCUCAUGUUCCCGUCGAAGACGAUCCACACCGAUGGCAUCCGCGUCGGCCUGAUGUCCUCGUUCGGCUUCGGUCAAGUCGGUGGAACUUGCUUGAUUCUUCAUCCCCGCUUCCUCUUCGGUGCCAUCGAGCCGUCGUUGUACGAGAAGUACAGAGUCGAGAAUCGCCGCCGCUACCGCCUAUCAUACAAGGCCAUGAGUGAGAUGAUGAUCACCAACUCGCUUGUCCGUAUCAAGGAUGCCCCGCCUUACACCAAGGAGCUUGAGGGUCCUGUGCUACUCAAUUCCAUGGCUCGAGCAACGUAUGAUUCCAAGACGGGCAGCUACGCCUUCACGAAAAAGCUUUUGAAUGCGCCCAACCUUGAUGUGUCGAAUGCUCCUGCGAUGACUGAGAUCCUCUCCAAGGAGGCCGCCAGUGGCGUCGGUGUUGAUCAAGAGCUGAUUUCUGCUGUACCCUCGUGGAACUUGACCUUCGUCGAGCGUAAUUUCACGGAGGCGGAGGUCGCGUAUUGCACGUCGCAACCAUCACCCCCUGCAUCAUUUGCAGCUCGGUGGGUCGGCAAGGAAGCUGUCUUCAAGGCCUUGGGUGUCUCCUCCAAAGGUGCCGCGGCUCCGUUGAAGGAUAUCGAGAUCAUUCCCGAUGAGUCUGGCGUCCCGACUGUCGUCCUCCAUGGUGACGCAAAGGCGGCGGCCGAGGCCAAGGGCAUCUCAAAGGUGCACAUCUCGCUCAGCCACUCCGAGACAACCGCUAUCGCGUUCGCUCAAGCUACCACUGCGUGAUCUUCCUUCGGUCUCUCUUCGGGUGUUUCGUCUCUGGUGGGUUCUUGUAGGCUUGGCUCUCACGUACCGCAUUGUUUGUUGUCAUUAUAUCGCACGCUCUCAUGCAUAAAGGUUACUCUAUAAUAUUCUUUGUAUUACUGCCGUUCUCAACAUAGAUCUCUUUGUCACCUGGAGCGAUAUGAGCCAUUACGCAGCUUCGAAAAUUUGAGCCAGUAUUAUUCAUCCGACGGUAAGUAUAGAUGCUCUCUUCGUAUGUAGUCAGCUAUGGAAAUGGAGACCAUGUGCGUCCAGAUUGUGUCUGAGAGCGCAAUCCUCUCCCUUACCUCGCUUGAGCUGUAGCUCUCGACUUUCUCUCCAAUAUCUAUCAUGACAACGCGGUCUGACUUGAUAUACUCUCGAGACAGCUCGGACACUCGUCGUUCCCGGUCUUCAGGGUUUUCAGGCGAUCCUGGAGUUAUCCGCCUCGAGCAAAUGAGACGAGAGUUAUCCUGUUCCGUAGAUAGAAACUGUUGGAGAGAUCGGUGCAUAUUUUCCUCGCUGUCCCCGUAAUAUCGGACAGCCAGGAUACGCUCCAGCGUAUCGAUGCCCACUAGGAAAGUGAGCUCAGGCUUCGCUAUGAACGAAGAUGCGUUGUCUUCUGGCCGUUCGCCCAACGUCUGUGAUGUUGCAACCAAGGCUAGCCGCCUUUGCAGCCACUCGCGUAGUACUCGCGACUUGCCAGCAAAUGUCGGCUCGUCUAUGAUAGCUAUAGCCAUGCUCGAGUUUGUAGGAGCCCCCAGAGACGUGGCAGAGCCGGAAUUGGUGUCUGCAAGGGAUUGUUGGGCCUGCGACGAUGAGACAUCUUUGGCGAGCAGGAUCAUCAUCUCUAGGCGCUGUAUGUAUGUCGCGUCGUUUGGUUUGAGCGAUUUGUCCGCAUUGCGAACAGAUAGCAGAAGGAGCCUUGCAUCAAAGUCCGCAAUGUCCUGUGGUGUGCCAGCUACGUCAGCAGGGGUAGCCUGUACAGAUGAAGGGACGCUCGCAAGCGCGAGGUGAGCAAGCGUCGGUGGGUUGAAGGACGAGUCGAGGAUGGAUACUCUCAAGGGUCUUCGUGGAUCGGAGACAUUUUUUGGCAGAGGCCAUCGGUCGUGGGGUGUGUGUACAAGUUCCACCACGGAAAGGCCUUGUUUCACGCGGUGGAUGAGGCCUUCGAGACGGGCUGGCAUCAUUGGCAAAUGCUGGGGAACUGUGAAG